Molecule: messenger RNA, 1171 nt
Organism: Populus trichocarpa (black cottonwood)
Lineage: Eukaryota; Viridiplantae; Streptophyta; Magnoliopsida; Malpighiales; Salicaceae
Product: lipid phosphate phosphatase epsilon 1, chloroplastic
Exons: 4
Coding region: 245-940 (231 amino acids)
Biological process (GO): lipid biosynthetic process; protein N-linked glycosylation
Cellular component (GO): endoplasmic reticulum membrane; intracellular membrane-bounded organelle
Molecular function (GO): dolichyldiphosphatase activity
Source: RefSeq, a predicted model, not a curated record
AGAUGACACAAUCAAAUUAGCACAAGGUUCCUCCAUGUGAGCAGGUAGUAGAAGUCGUCAUCGUCAAUAAAAAAACAAAUGGAAGUCCAGGCUCUACCAUGGCUUACCAAUCCUUUCAAGGUACCCCAUUUAUACCUUCCACCAUCAUAGAUAAUUAUUUCCCACUUGUAAUAAAAUCUCCAAGAAAUGCUCCUCUCCAUUAUACUUCCUACCAAACUUUGGCUGCCAUUGCUUCUCACAAAAAAUGACGCCAACAACUACUACUCUCCCCAAACCCACUUCCAAAUCCUUGCUUCGUGGCCCUUCUAUGCUUAAUCAAGCAAAACCCAUUUCGUUCCUCCGGUUUCCAGCUUCGAAAUCUGAUUUUUUUGGAUUAAAGAAUAAAGCUCUGUCAAAGACCAUGACUGAAUUGGUCAGAAUAUCUGUUUUUAGAGCUAGUUAUGGUGGUAACAGUGAAGAAAGUACAGGAUCUUUUCAGCAAGGAGAUGUUAUUCAUGGGCCUAAUAAGUUUCAAAGUGUGCUCUUGGCUGGUGGACUGGAAGCCACUCUCAAUUGCCUGAGCAAAUGGCUUGUAGUUACUUUUUUUGGUGCUGUCAUUCUUGGGAGGCAUGAUGCAAAAGCCAUGUGGGCUGCUUUGGGGUUAGUUGUGAAUUCAAUCCUCUCUGUAAUCCUUAAGAGAACAUUCAACCAAGAGAGACCCGAUUCCACAUUGAGGUCUGACCCUGGGAUGCCAUCUUCACAUGGACAGUCCAUCUUCUUCACUUUGGUGUUCGCUAUUCUGUCAGUUGGGGAAUGGCUAGGAGUAAAUGAAUUCACAUUGAUCCUCAGUGCAUUUAUGCUAGCAUUUGGCACAUAUCUUAUUCACUAUUUCUUAAACAUUAUCUUUCAGCUCCCCUGGGUGACCUGUUCCGGGUUAUCUAGGUCAACUCAACUCUUUUAAUUCAUGACCCCAUUAUUUUACCAGACAAAUUUCUAUCGGAUUUAAUAACUAUGAUUCGCAUGUUUGUAUCUCACCAACCGUUUUGAAGACAUGGUUACGUGUCUCACAAGGACUUCAUACAAUCAACCAAGCUGUGGUCGGUGCUGCUGUUGGGUCCAUUUUCUCCAUUUUGUGGUUCUGGUCUUGGGAUGCAUUUGUGCAGAAAGCAUUUAUUUCCUCUCUCUGGGUUCG